Molecule: messenger RNA, 3260 nt
Organism: Cricetulus griseus (Chinese hamster)
Lineage: Eukaryota; Metazoa; Chordata; Mammalia; Rodentia; Cricetidae
Source: RefSeq, a predicted model, not a curated record
GGAUGCUCACUGCUGAUGAUCAACACGGAAGCGCGUCUGCAGCUGCGUUCGCUCUGGGCUGGUUGGCCCAGGUGAGGUGUGUCCCCAGCUACAGAACGGACUUCCUCAACAGAUUUUCAGUGUGACUGGUCUCCGCCCACCGAGAGGGCUCCUGACUGGAACCCUGCAACUCUGACUUGUCCCCGGGCGCAACAUUCGCCCUCCCUUCAUCAGCCCUGUAGGCUACGCCUCUUCAGUCCUGCUCCCUUAGCAAUCUGUAGCCGAGAACACCGGGAGGAGAGGCCACGAGUGUCUCCCGCCCGCAAUCCGACGGAGGUGGGGUUUAGGGGCCGGCUGACCUGAUGGGCGCUGCAGCCCUGGUGGGGGAAGGGACCGUCCCUGAGGCCUGCCUGAGACAAAGACCCUGGGGUCUUUGUUUGAAGCGCCUUACUCUCCCCUCCCCCAAUGGGCCCAGUGCCUUCCAGAGCAGCCCUUCUCUCCCUGAAGUGGGCCCCUGCUUUAACGUCUAACCUGUGUCUCGGGUGGGCUAAAUCAAGCCAGUCCAGCCCCAAGUGGUCUGUCCCAAUCACAGAGAGCUGUGGGAGCUGGUCCCCAUGCCCUUGUGGCUGUGGACGAGACAAGGUAGAAGGAGCCUCUCCUGGACCUCACAUGUUCUGAAGGAGAAGCAAUGUCCUCCAGGGUUCCCUAUUGGAACCACCAUUGGAAAGAGCCCAGAGUUAUGGAGAUAGGCACAGGAAGAUAGGCUUCCAAGGGUUAGGUAGAUGGCUGUCAUACACAGGCUCAUUUAUUGGCCAGGGUUAGUACAGCCACUCCAGUCUCUUUAGCACCAUCCUCACCUGCUCACCAGCUCAGAUCCCUAGAACCUUUUACAUACUUAAGACACACAUACAUGCUGAAUUCACUCGCAGGACACCAAUCCCCAGUACCUACUGGCUAGGGACAGGUUCCAGGGAUCUGUAUAGUUCCUUGGAUCCCUUCAGCUUUGCUGGGCAGGUAGUAACCUAGCUUACAUAUCCAAACCACACCGGCACAGAAUGCACUCAUGACCCUGAGUGUUGUCUUCCUGGAGGCUCCUGGUAACAGAUACCCUCCCCCUCCCCCACCCCCAGGUGCAGAAAUCCAUGGCAACAAUAUAGAACACAUCCCUCCCUAGGCCUUCUGUGGGUUUAGGCCUCAGCUCCUCACCAACAUCGAGCAUGGCCCCUAAGUCUUGCCAGGAGUCUGAAGAUGAGCAGGUGUCCCCAGCUCCAUCAGGUGUAAAGCCAGACAGCAGAGAAUUAGAGUCCCCAGGUGGCACACCUCUGGACACAGUAGCUCCUUCGAGUUCCCAGAGCAGUAAGCCCUACUGUGCAUCCACACCAGUGGGCUGCUCUGCCAAGCAGCAGUUAUCUCCUGAAACCCUGGACCCAUGUACCCUGAGGCUCUUAUGGGAACAGAGAGAACUAGAGAUCCAGGCACUUCGGUGGGCUGUCCAGAAUGACCAGAAUGCCCGAUACUACCACAUCCUGCAAGAGGUGGCAGGGAUCCCCCCUGAGCGGAACUCCAAAAGUCAAGACAAAAUCCUGCAGAACCAGGUCCAGAAGCUUACACUAGAACUGAAAGCACAGAAGGAACAAGCUCAACUGGAGAAAGAAAGCUUGGAGGAAAAACUACAGCAGAACCUCUGUGCGAUACAGCAGCUGGAGGCUGAGCUGCAGACUUUCCAGAAAUCAUGCCUUCUACAGCUGGCCCGUUCCUCUUGGGUGGGACGCAUGCUUCGGUCUCAGACUGGCAGUGUGGAGGUGGUCACUGCAGAGGUUCUAAAGGACCCUAGUGACUCUUCUGAGUAUGCUGAGGUUCCCACUGCUGGAGAGGGUUUCCGGUUGGAGGAUGUAGACUGGAACAGCAUUGCCCACCGAUAUCCCAACCUCUUCUCCAACAUGAGUUAUCACUCAGAUCAUAAGCUGCCCCAGCCCCAGCAGUCCUCUGAAAUGGAUGCCUCGGACUCGGAGAGUGUCAAGCAUGUGGAGAAGCCUGGCAAAAGCCUGGAGUGGAGUGCCUUGCCUGUGGUAGACAACAGCAGCUCAGAGGGUACAGACUCUGACUACAGCAGCUGCCAGUUAGUUCUGCAUUCUGGAGGAAAGGUGGUGACAGGCCACUCACCCCAGGGAACAGACUUAACUUCUGAGCAGAUGCAGGAAUCCACUAGGAGCGGCAGCGGACACAUGGAAGAUCUCCAUAAAAGCCGCUCCCCCUCGGAUAGCAAGACUGUUCUGGAGCCCUUUGCAGACCUUCACCUUCAGUAUGCAAGGCCCCAGUUGAACCCACUUGGCUGCUGCCUGAAGAUCGCUGCGGUUAGCUACCGAGAGAGGUUCAUCCGUAUCCUCAACCAGUCUCAGGCAGAGACUGUCGACCUAGGCGGCUUUGUUCUGCGGCAGUUUGUGAAGGACUUCCCUGUGUGCAUGUACCGCUUCCCACCUGGCACUCUGCUAGCCCCACAGCACCAUAUCACGGUGUGGGGUGAAGGAGCCAGCAGGACCAAGAAGCAUCUGCCAGUGUCCUCAGGCCAGGAUCCCUUCCACUUCCAAUCUAGCCGAGGUUGUGUGACAAUGCUAGUCAACCCCCAUGGCCAGGUCCUCAGUGAGCAUCAAGCUGCACCCUGUGUGACCCUGGGCUCGAAGAUCUUCACUGACAACACUGACUGGUCCAUUGACCGCUUCCCGCUCCCAGAGUCCGAGCCCAAUGCUGACCAUGGUGAAGAACGGCAUCGUCCUUCAUCCCCACACAAGGGCAGGGUGCAGUAUGCUAGGGCCAUGCGCAAGAAGCCAGGGCCAGGUGUUCACCAGCAACGCACUAGUGGACUGAGGACUUCAGGAUCUCUUCGCCCCACUGAGACCCGGGAUAUCUUGCCACUCCUGAGCACCCGAAAGCUUCUUCACCUCGGAGAAGUUCCUGCACAGCAGGAAGGCAUGAAGACUGAGACAUCGGAGCUUCUGCCUGCAAUCCCAGAAUGUCCCUCAAGAGUGUGCCUCGAGGACUCACAGGGUAGGCAGGAGCGAAAAGUCCAGGUGUGCCGGAAAAGCGUGGACCUGAGUUGCCCCAUGGUGGCCCUGUCAGUACAGAACUCAGCCGAGAGCAGAUAUGGCUUCCGCUUCCUCUGCUACCCUCCCAUCACUGAGGAAUUGUUCCGGCGGUUGUAAGGCAGCCAGGUCAGGCAGGCAGUGCCAGCUGCAUAAUUUAUUGAACCAACCAUUGCUUAUAAAGUAAAGCACAUUUCUGCA